AGGUGCCAUAAAGAUGGCGGAGUCGGAGGAGGAGGUGGACGUCUUGGUCCAGAGAGUUGUCAAAGACAUCACCAACGCUUUCAAGAGAAACCCCAACAUUGAUGAGAUUGGCGUGAUCCCGUGUCCAGAGGCACGCUACAACCGCAGUCCCAUUUUGUUGGUGGAGAACAAGCUGGGUGUUGAGAGCUGGUGUGUCAAGUUCCUGCUGCCGUAUGUCCACAACAAGCUGCUGCUCUACCGCCAGCGCAAACACUGGCUGGAGAGGGAAGCUUUAGCGGACAUCACCUGCACUGUGUUGCUGCUUAACCCGGACUUCACCACCGCCUGGAAUGUCAGGAAGGAGCUAUUGCAGUGUGGAGUUCUUAACCCAGAGAAGGACCUCUACCUGGGCAAACUCGCCCUCACCAAAUUUCCCAAGAGCCCAGAGACGUGGAUACACCGACGCUGGGUGCUGCAGCAGAUCCUGCGUCAGUUCUCUGCUGUGGGCCGCAGCGGGAAGCAUCAGCAGGAUGAAGCCGAGCAGGCUGACGCAGAGAGGAGCCAGCAGCUCAGUGAUCAUCUCUCCAGAACGCUCCAUCAAGAGAUGAAAGUAUGCUCUGAUGCUGCCUGCCGCUAUCCCAGCAACUACAAUGCCUGGUCCCACCGCAUCUGGGUAUUGCAGCACAUGGCCAAGGGCAACGUCAAGGUUUUCCAUGAAGAGCUGUCCUCUAUGCGUCUGUGGGUGUCCAUGCAUGUGUCUGACCACAGUGGCUUCCACUACCGCCAGUUCCUGCUCAAGGAGCUGAUCACUGAGCUCUCCCAGACUCCAGCUUCCAUCACCAGUUCACCCCAGCACAGGUGCAGCACAGUCCCUAGCAGCAGUCCCCAGCAUCACAGCCACAGCCAGGCUAAUGGGGAGCUGUCAGGUGCAGAGGCAGCAGGUGAGGAGGAGAGGCAGCUCAACUACACUACAGUCCUUCAGCUCUUCCACCAGGAGAUGGAGCUGUGCUCAGACUUGAUCCAGUCUUUCCCUGGUCACGAGACACUCUGGAGUCACAGGCGGCAUGUCUUCUACUUGUGGCACCACUGGAGGAGGGAACACCAGAACCACUGCAGCAGCAACGGAGGCAGCAAUUCGGUCCACCUUAACAACAGUGACCCAGUCCUGCCAGACAUCGCUGUUCAAAGCUGUACAGGCAGGGGGGAGAGUGUGAAUGGACAAAGGCAUGCUACUGAAGCUAUGGAAGUAGAUGGGGCGGCCUUGCCAGACCCACGUGACAGCAAGCGACUUAAGAGAGGAGUCCUGCUGCCCAGCCCCCCCGCCCUGCCCUCUGAGCACAGCUUCGUGAGCGGUAUCCUGGACAGCUGCUCUAGCCCUGAGCAGAGACGUUUUGCCCUGGCAUAUAAGAAGUGGUUAGACACUGUCAUUGGUCAGCAGCCUUGAGAGAGGGAGAGGAACAGUAAGCCCCAUCAAUCUUUCUCAACAUUGAAGUUGCCUUUAGACACAGAUUUAGAAUCAGCUUACCUACCUGUAGUGCUGACUUUAACUAAUAGUGCUUCAGAUGCAGUGAUGACUUUAGAAAGCAGUCAUGGUUCAGCGUGGUAACCAUCCUGUUCUCCUGGCAGUGAGUAGAGAGGACGGGGUUUUAGAGUCAGGACAUUUUGACGACACCCAGUGUGUUCUUCGUCAGAAACAUCUGGAUUCUCUUGAGCUUCAUCUGAGCCAGUACCCCUUCAGAAUGGAAAUCUGCACACAUAUAAAGCCUGUUGGCUCACUAUGUGUCUGUUGGUAGAUUCUGCUCUUAUUUCAGGUGUCUCAAUGCCUCAGGUCAAAUUGCCACUGCUUUUUUUUAAUGCCAAUUUGGCAUUCUUCAGCACAUCAUUCAUUCUUCAUUUCUGAUCAAAUAUUUCAACAAAGAAACUAAAUGAAGCCGCCACAGGAGGAAGAACAAUGUCUUUGCAGAGGUGAGAGCAGAGCAGAAUUUACACUGAGUCUGUCUCACCAGAAAUCACAGGUUUUAUUACAAAAUGGCCAGUAUUGUAUACAUAAACAAGACAUUUGAUAAUAAUAUGAAAUAAAUAGUUGAGUGAAUAAAUAUUUUAGAAUAUAUAAAUGACCCAAUAAAUGGUGACAUAAUAAAUGAUCAAAACUCAGUUAAUUAUCAUGAAGUGUUAUGUCAUCAUUCUUAUUUGAACAAUAAAAGUUUUAUUGGAGUUCAUUUUUUAUUUCAAAUUUCCUGUCAUUUCAAAAGUCUAUUUUCAUAAGUGAUAUCAGUCCGUCUAGGAUGUUUGCAAUGUUGUGAUCACAACAUUGGCGCAAAUUCAGCAUUGGCGCAAAUUCAGCCAGUCCCCAUGCAUUAUACACCACCUUGCAAUUUUGCCCAGUCACUGCAACUUUACUGCAAAUUUGACUUUUUAAACCAGAUAAAAUAUAAUUUCACUCUGAAGCUGCAUGGAGCUAAUCGAUUUGCUCAACCCCUCUCUGUUUAUCAUGAGACUGCUGCUGCAGGACGGGAGCUCUGUGCCUGGGACAGAGUCACACACACACACACACACACUGACAGGGCUAAUUGUUAGCAUAUCAUGGCUAACAUUACCCUUCAGUUAACAAGUUUAAUAACAGAGCUGAACUGUCUCGGUGUCAGUGUGAGAUUAACGGCUCGGUGUCAGAUGUUAAUAGCUGCUGCGGGGUUUCUGCCCAAAUGGCAAAAUAUGACAAGCAGAGAUGACUGUCAUUGUGCUGUAUUAGCACAUCACAGUGUUAGUCCGUCAGCGCUGUGUCGAACGGCAGAAAUCUGUUACAGUCGGCGACCCCGCAUCAUCAUAAAUAGAUUCUAAUUCUGUGGGAAACGGUGAAUGCUCAUAAUAAUAAGCUCAGAAUCUGUGACAGCAUCACAACUAUUUUUGCAAUUUCUAUUUGGCCCUUUAAUUUCAGUGCAAAUAAACACCUGAAAACAUUGCAAGGGUUGCAAUGCAUCACAAUUUUUUUUUUUUUUUUACAAAAAGCUGCCAUAAAGUCAGACCUUUCAGGCCACAGCAAUCCCAAAAACAGCCCGAGAAAUCCUGGAGGGACUCUGAUAUGCUGAAAGCUGAGUGGGCGGGGAGUUGCGACAACAAUAAUGUCAUGAAAAGUGACAAUGGGAAAAUGCCAUUAUUGAAUAAAAAUACAUUUAAAAGUGGCAUUUUCAGCUUUAAUGUAGGACAAAUUAUUUUCAAUACAAAUUGUUACUAUACAAGUGAGAAAUAUCAUGAUCAAUAAUGAUGAUAUUAUUAUUAUUAUUA
This is a messenger RNA of Epinephelus lanceolatus (giant grouper), 3261 nucleotides long. It is a transcript of the gene ptar1, whose product is annotated as protein prenyltransferase alpha subunit repeat containing 1. Gene Ontology annotation, cellular component: cytoplasm. Gene Ontology annotation, biological process: protein prenylation. The record is from RefSeq and is a predicted model, not a curated record. NCBI's taxonomy places the organism in Eukaryota, Metazoa, Chordata, Actinopteri, Perciformes, Serranidae. Gene Ontology annotation, molecular function: protein prenyltransferase activity.